This is a messenger RNA of Drosophila kikkawai, 1023 nucleotides long. RefSeq lists its product as uncharacterized. Gene Ontology annotation, cellular component: membrane. NCBI's taxonomy places the organism in Eukaryota, Metazoa, Arthropoda, Insecta, Diptera, Drosophilidae. The record is from RefSeq and is a predicted model, not a curated record.
UUUCGGUUUCAGUUUCGUUUUCAACGUGCCCGCGAAAAGACGCAAAAAGCUAGCAGUCCGAGCUAUCAGUUGGCCGUAUCCUACGCCGAUUUUCAAAAAAAAAAAUCCCCCACCUUUUAAUACUCCAAAGAGAACCACCGAAUCCCAGCCAAGAUGUCGCACUCAGUGACCAUUACACGCACCACCACCAGCACCACCAACACCUCCUAUAUCGUUCUGAACACCGGCUACCUGAAGACCUUCCCCGGCAUCCUCAAGCUGUUCGAGCUGAUCAUCGGUGCUGCCAUCGUGGGUAUUUUGGCGUACAACUAUCAGGGAUACCGCCAUUACUACAGUUCCGGCCAGCAGGAUCUGUUCCAUUAUCUGAUGGCCACCACUUUUAUGAUAGGGACAUUCUGUCUGCUCCUCGCCUGCCUCACGUCGCUGAGUACGGGUGGAAUUAUAGCAAAGACGAUUUACGAGCUGAUCUAUCACAGCGUGGCCGCCAUUCUCUACCUUGCUUCCUCCACCUUCCUGCUGAUCCGGCUGCGUGAUGUCAAGCACGAUGCCUACAUGGUGGCCGGUGUCUUGGGUCUGGUAAACUGCGUGCUCUACUUCAUCAGUGCCUUCCUGGCCCACCGGUCCUACCGCGGCAUCUAGGCCAUCCAUAGCCACCAACACCCACCGCCCACUCGGAAUCUCCCAGCCCCUCAGCAAGUGGCGUUCAAGUGAACUCUGCAAUCUCAAAGCAUUUGUCCUUCCAUCUAAAAUCCAUAGAUGCAUCCAUCCAAUCCGAUUCGGAGCCAUAUCGCGGAGGAGUCUGGAGGCAGGAGCCAGAAACCAUGAUCGAGGGGACAGAUGCACAGAUAGUGGAAGCCAAGGGGAGGAAUCUUUGUUGUACUGUGAAAUGUUUUUUCGGCGGUAGUUACCCUUACUCUUACUUAUACACUGAUAUAUACAAGUUUUUUUUGUCUCACUUUCUUUUAUACCGAACAGAUUGUCAUGUAUUUCGAAUAAAGAUGUGUGUCUAUAUGUUUUUUACAA